Messenger RNA from Manihot esculenta (cassava), 3031 nucleotides. Its product is annotated as protein EARLY FLOWERING 3. The record is from RefSeq and is a predicted model, not a curated record. The transcript has 4 exons. Bases 640 to 2778 code for a protein of 712 amino acids. Lineage: Eukaryota; Viridiplantae; Streptophyta; Magnoliopsida; Malpighiales; Euphorbiaceae. Gene Ontology annotation, biological process: regulation of photoperiodism, flowering.
CUGAUAAUUGUUAAAUCAGAAAAGGGCAUCGAGAAGGGUCUCACAAGCGAGCGCUUUUCUGCCCUUUCCCUUUUGAUGGACGAUGAUCUUCGUCUUUGUUGGAAUCCCUAAUGUCCCAUUUACCAUUUAGACCAAUCCCAUUUCUUUUCUCGAAUCUUUUUGUCUUUCUAUUAGAUUUCUGUCUCCUUUUACCUUAAUUCUUGCUCCCCAUUUCUACCUAACCAAUUUCUGCCUCAAGCCUCGUUUACCCUCACUAUUUCUUUCAAAGAGAACCUACCUGCACCAUCAGGGUCUUUCUCGUGUUGUUGAGGCUUGGUCUUUUGGAUAUUUGAGGAUUUAGAUACAUUGGUAUAGAGUAGAGUUUCUUUUGAUUUUUGGGGUUUGAUUUUUUGCUACUGGGUUUUGAUUUUGAAGUCUAAAUUGUUGCAUGUCCUUGAGGAAUUGAUCGGUUUCUGUGAAGAGCAUCUGAUUCAAGUAUUUGCAAAAAAGUCUAUUUUUGCAACUGGGUUUCGAAAUUUUCUUUGUUUUGUUUUUAGUUUUUGGGGUUUUGUUUUUGGAGGUGGCUUUAUCUGUUGAGCUAAAUGAGAAAUUAAAUUUUUUUUUUUUUUUUUGCUCGAGUUUGGGAGAUAGAUAUAGGAGAUGAAGAGAGGGAAAGAUGAUGAAAAGAAAAUAGGGCCUAUGUUCCCUAGGCUUCAUGUGAAUGAUACAGAUAAAAGAGGGCCAAGAGCACCUCCAAGGAACAAGAUGGCCCUUUACGAGCAGCUCAGUAUUCCUUCUCAGAGGUUCAACUCUGGUGUUUUGCCUCUCAACCCCAGUAAUGCUAGCAACUUGUUUCCUGCUGGAUCCUCAAGUCAGGGGAAUGGCUUUGAAAGAAAUUUGCCUGUCCCAGUUCGUGCCUCGCCUACACCCUCUCAUCUGGAUGGGAAGCUCCAUUCUUGCCAGCAUGAUGGAGGAAACUCAAAUGCUUCAUCAGCCCAACUUGAGCAGAGGAAGAAGGUAGGAGAUGAAGAUGAUUUCACAGUACCUGUAUUUGUUCACUCUGGGAUGGACCAAUGUCUUCAUAAAAAUCGGAAUGGCAUUGAUAGGGAAAUGCUCUCUCCCUUUAGCCAAAAUUACUCAGGUUCAAGAAAAAUACAAAAUGCGGGCAAUACUUGCAAAAUUAAUAAUAGCUUCAGAGACCCCAAUUUGAGACAGGAUGUAAAAAAUGACAGUGAGGAGAACCUGGAGGUCUGUGUAUCGAGUAGGGAUAAUUCAGCAAGGCCUUCAAUGAAUUUACCAACUAGGGAGAGGAUAACUAGGCCUGGGGAUGCAUCUUUAGAUCAACAAAAUCAAGGGCACCUUAGAGCCAAUUUUAACAAAUUGUCUGAAAGUGAUGCUUGUUUGCUACAAAAUGGCAGCACACACAGUGAAGAUGUUCCUGAGCUAACAACAGAAAUGGAGAAAGGUAAUAUUCCCCGGUCUAGAAGCGACUCUCAUUCAAAGGAGGUUCUUAAUAGUCCCAAUGAACCUGAAAUUGAUAGUGAAUCUUGUGGAGACAAGACAUGUAGGUCACUGCAAUUGGGAAAUGGAGAUAAAAGUGAUGGUGUUUCUGAGACCUCGAUGGUGGACUCCAUAUCAGCAUUGGAUAUUUCUCCUGACGAUAUUGUUGGAAUAAUUGGUCAGAAACGCUUCUGGAAAGCAAGAAGGGCAAUUGUCAAUCAACAAAGAUUGUUUGCUUGGCAAGUGUUUGAGUUGCAUAGACUGAUGAAGGUUCAACAACUGAUUGCUGCAUCUCCAAAUCUUUUACUGCAAGACAUUGCUUAUCUGGGAAAACAUUCUUCAAAGGUCUCUCCUGCAAAGAAACUUCCGUCGGAGUAUGUGGUAGCACCUGCAGUGCAUGUUGCAAAGCGCAAAGGAGAUUCUGAGAAACCAAACCAUAAGAUGGAAUGUUCUGCCGAGAAUGCAGUCGGGAAGACAUCACUUUCUUCUGUGAAAAGUGGUAGUCAGACCUCUAAUUAUGGGUCUUGUACUGGGAACCCACUACCCGUUCCUGUGUCUACCGAUCCAAAAGUGGGUCCUUGGUGUUUCCAUCAUUCGCUUGGGCAUCAGUGGUUAAUUCCGGUAAUGUCCCCUUCAGAAGGACUUGUAUACAAGCCAUACACUGCACCUGGAUUCACGGAUUCAGCCUGUGGAGGAUGUGCGCCUUUAGGGCCAACUCCUCUGAAUGGUAGCUUUAUGAAUCCAGCCUAUGGGAUAUCAGCUUCGCAUCAUCACCAUCAAGGAACUGGGGUCCUACCAUUUGUUCCUCCAGGUGUUCAUGGUUACUUCCCUCCAUAUGGCAUGCCUGUCGUAAAUCCAGGAAUCUCAUGUUCAGCAGUGGAACAAAUGAACUUCUUUGCAGGAUCUGGUGUGUAUGCUCAAACUGGUCAGUUACCAGGAGGAGGAGCAAACCUUAAUCUGCGACAUCAAAGCUCGUGUAACGUGCCAACACAGAAGAGCACUCCACAAGAUACGAAGUUCCAGGCAUGUAAAGACAUGGAGCUACAGGGAAGCACUGCAAGUAGUCCCAGUGAGAAGACGCAAGGAGUUCGAACUGCUCAAGCUGCUGAAGGAAGAAAUGCAGUUCCACCGUUCCCAGUAGCUCCUGCUGGUCCGCAAGGAGUGUCUGUGCCUCAAGUGAGUGAUCAGCCAAGAAGGGUGAUCAAGGUAGUGCCUCACAACCCUAGAUCUGCUACUGAAUCAGCAGCUCGAAUUUUCCAAUCUAUACAAGAAGAAAGAAAACAGCAUGACUCUACUUAGCAUAUCAUGAUAUCAGACAUUAGUUGAGAACCGUAUUCAACAUGGCACUUGUAACUUACAUUUGUUUUUUGAUUCCUUGCUGUACUUUGUUAGGGCAUGAUAUUUUGCAACAUUCUCUUUCUCCUCAUUUUGGUUGACCUUAUUAUAGGGCUAUUCAUCUGUAGAUACCAUGGCGGAAAAAAUACAGGAAAGCUAUGUAACAUGAAUGUGUUGGCCUUCAUGCUACUAUGUAUAACAUCUGAAAUGAACUUUA